GCAGACGUGAGUAUCACGAACCGAACAUUAACUCAAUCAGAUGGAUACUAGAAUUUCCACAGCACCAAGAAGUCUGUCAACGCCUAAUGGAACAAUACAGGCCGCCUCGUCUGCAGAUACAUCCCUUGAUCGUGGUACAAGUAUAGAAAGAGGAAGAGACAAGGGGGCAGUGGACCGAGUAGCCAAUGCUUGCCAGAACUGCCGAAAUAGAAAGGAAAAAUGUUCUGGUGAUAGACCAUGCAACUCGUGUGUUAAGCACAAUCGAGAGUGCUCAUAUACGCCCCUGAAGUCACGGGGUAGGAAGAAAAAGAGACCUCGCCUUGAUUUGGACUCUCUUGAGGAGACACAAAAUCCGGGAUCGAGAGAUGGUCGAACAGCGUCACCUAUAGUGAUACGUCCAGGAACUCAUCGUCCAUUGGCGAUUGAUAACAACGGACCACUUGCAGUCAAGAGACGCCGAGAGCUACGUUCGUCUGGUAUUGGAGUAUGCCAGACUGGCUCAGGAGCAUUUCAGUAUUAUGGACCGGCAUCCAACUUGGCUUUAUUUCAAUGCAUUUAUCAGUGUAUUUAUCGCACCAAGAAUUCAAAUAAUGAGCGGCUAGGGGCGAUGCGCGUUUGGGGCUUGGACCAAUUUGCCUUCCCACCCGAGCGUCCUGAAUACCAACACCACAAUGAGAGCGGUACAUCUCUGCCCGUCCAUCUAAGUAAGGAUCUUGGAGAUUGUUUCAUUGGAACCUACUUCAAAGUUGCUCAUCCACAAUGGCCUUUCCUUCAAUUGCGCGAAAUUCGCGAAGAUUGGGAAUCGUUCUGGGAGCCUCCACCACCAGAACGAGACGCCUAUUAUAGUAGCAGGUUAACUCGGAAAAACAUCGUACUUAUGGUUCUUGCGAUUGGUGCCGUAAUGUCUAGUCUUUCACCUGACAAAGAUGCUAAGGUUAUGGCUAGAUGGGCAUCCUACUUGUCAUCACGUGCGAUGCUGUCUGGCUCGACUUUCGAGGACGCUUCCCUCAAGGGUGUUCACCUACUUCUUUUGAAAUCUAUAUAUGCUAUCGAAUUAAUGCGUCCCAAUGACUCUUACCUCUACGUGGGUCAUGCAGCCCUAAAUGCACUUGCACUAGGCAUGAAUAGGGCCCAGGUCGCCAACGGUACCCGCCCCAACAUGCAUCGUCUCCGCGUAACAUUUUGGAAUCUUUACUCGACGGAAAAGCUUGUGUCUCUGUUUCAUGGUCGGGCAUCCUGCUUAAGAGAUGAUUUCAUUGACACUGCCUUUCCCGAAGAUCCACCAAGCUCGGAGAUGGAGAAUGAUAACCCAGGAGAAAUUACAGACAUGGCAUAUGUCCGUGCUAUGGCCACCCUAGGUCGCGUGGCCGAUCGUAUCAAUAGUGGUAUAUACUUUUACGGCGGAGUUGCAACUGAUUCCUCCAACAUACCCGAUGUCACCCGCGAGUGUGAAUUAGCCCUAGAAAAAGUAAUGGGAGACCUUCCCCCUUUUUUGCACUUUUUUGACACUACAAUGCCUCCGAGCCCUCAUCUGUGGCAUGAAGUUCAACGUACACAUCUUGGGUUACACUACUAUCAUUGCAUUAUUCUUAUUCAUCGUCCAGCACUAGUCUUCUUAUCCAAACAUGCAUCAAAAGCCGAGGCUCUAAUUGCAGCCCAGGAGUUAGGCUACAGGGAUAUAUUUGGCUUUGUCGAAAAGGCCAUAUGCGCAUCGAAAAAAAUCAUUGCCCUCGCGCUUGACACCUAUAAUACGCGUGCAACUUCGAUGAGGCAAGAUUCUGGAGUCGCCUACAAUAUCGUGGGUGCUUGUCUUACCUUGCUCUAUGAUGUUAUUGGUGGACCUAAAAAGAGUUGCGCUGGUAACGUCGCAGAUACAUUUAAAGCUGUUGAAGACGGUCUUCGUUGUUUGAGUUUCAUGGAGCAUCCUGGGCCUAAGAUUGGGGGGACUCUAAGUUCACGCAUAAUGCGUGUGGCCAAAGAUGCUUUUCGCUCCGCACAAGGCCCUAGCUCAGGUGAUGGACCUAAUGGCAACGGAGCAGCUACUUAUAGUACAGUGCCAUUGUACAACCCUAUUCAGGAGCGCACUGAGACUGUAAGUGCUAUUGAUAAUGAGCUGGAUACACUACUUGGACAGUUUCCAUGGCUCGCAAACACAACUGCAAAUACACCGACCUUUCACUCUGCCACCGAAACACCUUUAGCCAACGCUUCGGGUCCAGUUGAUGAUGCUUCUGAUGUCAAUUUCCCCACUUAUUCAGAUUAUGAGAGUAUACAGCAACCUGAGCAGCCUCAGCAAUACCCAACUCAAGCUUUUCCACAAAACUCAGACUUUCUCUUUAUGCCAUUCUAUAGCUUUGAUGGAUCAACAUCGCAACAAGUACCUCCGCACGAAGCUGCGGCCAAUGAGAAUGCAAGCGACGAUGUCAAUAUAGGUGCGCAUCAGUGGGCUGAUGUCAGCGGUCAAAUCUUUUCGGAUCAUGGCAUGUCGAAUGGGAAUGGUGUACCAUGGGGCUUGCUGUGAGAUGUGGGCAUGGAUCAUGUAAUUGGGGGCUUGCUGUAUCUGCUAUUCGAAUAAUAUAUCCACUUAUUAUGAAAAUUCUAAGGAGAGAUAUCUAUCGUCUAUUUUUGAACAACAUGAUCUUUCUGGCAUAAUGUGGAUAUACUGCAAUAAAUCUAUGGAUUAACAAUGUAAUUUAAGUUGCAUCUUCAAUUAGCAUACAAAAUAGAGUAUAGAAUGGACAUUAAAAUUUGAAUUUUCUUUAUCUGUAUAUAACAAACUAAGUAAGAGUAUUGUCGUACACUCAGCUCACAUUAUUUUUAUACGAAUCAAAAACA
Molecule: messenger RNA, 2835 nt
Organism: Botrytis cinerea B05.10
Lineage: Eukaryota; Fungi; Ascomycota; Leotiomycetes; Helotiales; Sclerotiniaceae
Exons: 2
Coding region: 41-2521 (826 amino acids)
Biological process (GO): DNA-templated transcription; regulation of DNA-templated transcription
Molecular function (GO): DNA-binding transcription factor activity, RNA polymerase II-specific; DNA binding; zinc ion binding
Source: RefSeq, a predicted model, not a curated record